Molecule: messenger RNA, 2585 nt
Organism: Menidia menidia (Atlantic silverside)
Lineage: Eukaryota; Metazoa; Chordata; Actinopteri; Atheriniformes; Atherinopsidae
Source: the annotation of a GenBank genome assembly
AUGAACUGCAUCAGCUUCUUGACCUGCAGCUUGGUGAGCCGGAAGUCCUCGGCCAGGAUCUCCUCGGUCAGCUGCAGCAGCAGGCUGCCGUCGAUCUUCUCCGACACGAACAGCGACACGCUGUCGUCCGGCAGGCCCAGGAAGCGCAGUGACCGGGACACCUCCUCGAUGGACACCCCCGCCAGGCUGGCCGGCGGCUGCCACUGGCCGGCGGGGGUGGCCGAACGGGCCGGUGGCGAGUCGGGGAGGGGGUCCGGCUCCGGGGCGAGGGGGUCCGGCUCCGGUCCGGGGUCCGGGGCGUCCCCGCGGGUCCGGGCGGGGCCGGCUUUGGGGGUGCGGGGGGGCAGGAUGGGGCAGGACAGGCUCUGGCGGCCGUGGCUGGCCGUGAUGGGCGUGUCCCGGUGCAUCUCCGAGCUGCAGCUGGACGACUUGGUGCACAUCUGGCCGAGCGGGGCCGCCUGCGAGCCGAAGUCGCCGCCCCCCCCGCCGCCGUCGAAGUCGAUGAGGCUGGAGGUGGCGCUGCGGCCGCCGGCGGGCGGGACGCCGUCGGGGUCGCCCCCCCCACCGCCCCGCGGCUCCCCGCCGCUGAAGCUGUUGGGCCAGGACAGGCGGGAGGACACGCCCUCCGGCGGGGGGGCGGCGGCGGGGGGGGGCUCGGGGCUGGACGGCCCCCAGCUGCAGGGGAGUAGUAGGACAGCGUGGGGCUGGGGGAGCGGGUGUCCUGCUGGCGCGGCUUGGACGGGGCGGGGGCCGACAGCGACGGCUGUUUUAGACUUCGUGGAGGGAUUGCGGCGAGGCCGGCGGGAAGGCCAGCGCGGGCGCCGGAGCGCAGCCGUUGUUGAGGCCCCGGACGCCUUCGCCGGACGGGGAGGGCUUGGGGACCUGGCCUCUCAGGUGGUCCAGCCACAGCUCCUCGUAGGGCACGUCCACGCCGAGGGGCGGCUGCUGGCCGGUGCUGUCCAGCGGCUCGGGGAAAAAGUGCUCGUUCUCCCCGCAGUCCGAGCCGUUGCCGUCGGCGGGCGGCGGCGGCGGCCAGUCCCCGCACAGCGUCACGCAGCCCUGCAGCCGGUGGAAGGACUGCGUGAGCUCGUCCCGGGCGUAGGUCAGGGAGCUGGGGAUCUGCAUGUGGCUGGGGCAGCCGUUGGACCCGCCGCCGGCGCUUUUCUUGGGGCUUUUGCCGUCCUCGCUCCAGUCGGUGCGCACGUCGCGCACGGCGCGGGAGUAGUCGUCGAUGUCGAACUGCUCCUGGCAGAAGGAGAACCAGCGGUGCACCAUGGUGUCCAGCCACAGCUCGCCCUGCAGCAGCUCCUCGGGGACGAUGAACCUGGGCAUGACCAGGUGGAAGGGGAAGUGGACGGGCGUGACUUUGUGGCUCCGCAGCACGCAGCACACCACCACCGUCUUGGUCUGGAUGUUCACCAGCUUGUAGCGGUGGCCCUCCCGGAUGAGGUGGAGGUCGUGCGGGUUGCGGGGCGGGCAGCUGGGCACCGUCACGUUGACGGGGAGGCGGGUUUUCUCCACGAUGUUCCGGAUGGUGUGCUCGCCGUCCUGCAUCUGGAGCUCCAGCGGGCUGCAGGUGCUGAAGCGGCCCUUGCACUGGAAGGGCAGGCUGAUGCUCUCGUUCGUGCGAUGGUUCAUGCAAAUCAGGCACGGCAUCUUGCCUCGGCCGAUCUUGCUGAUGGAGUUGAGCUUCCCGAUCUUCUUGAAAAUAGUGUUGAGCCUCGAUUUCUCUCUGGAGCUCUUGGCGUAGAGGAUCUCCGCCUGGCCCAUUAGUGUGAGCUCGUCACCGGUGCAUAGUGUUAUGUUGUAGACCUCUGUCUCUUCAUUGCAUUCCCCAGAGGCCAUCUUAACAUUAAAGGUGAUUUCCUCCAUGACGUAAACCCGUUCAGGGAAUGCUUUGGCCACCUCCUCUACGCUGUUAUAGUACUGUACAGGCUCUUUGACGUCUCGGUCCUGCUCCAGUAGCUUGAACUGACCUUCAUAAUGAACUGGGAUCUCUAUUUUGGGCCCAAUCACAUAGUGUCCCUCCUCGAGGCUGUGAGCUGUAAUCGUUGUCCACUGACGGCAGGAAUGAAUCAAGAGGUAGUCGUUGUCUCUGAGCCCUUCAACCAACUGACCGUUAUCCAGCUUGACAAUUUGCGGCAAUUUAUAUGCGCUGACAAGCCGAUCUAAUGGUAAGGACGUCGUGCUCCAGGUCACAUCUUUUAAAUUAUUGUACAACAUUGUUCCAAGGUCCAUCUUGCUAGCUUGAAUUAGCCAACUAUGGAGCUAACUAUGUGUAAACACAGCCACGAAAGGCUACUUUGAGCUAACUAACGAAAUUGUGCAACUACACUUUAUCAGCGUCAUAUCAUACACGAAGCGCUUCUUAUAAUUCGUUACAUAUUCCCUUAUUCAUUUGCCUACGUAUUAAAAAGUUCCGUUGUUCGAUACAAUAGCAGAGCCAUGUUUGUUUAGCUAGCGAAGGCUGCAUCAAUUUAACGGAUGUAUCAGAAGGACACUUUUGUUCUUUAAAAGUAAGAGCAUUUGCCUAUGUUAACAAGGAAAAAAAACGUUACUUUCAGUAAGAGAGUUGGUAAAAUAUG